CUCACUAAACAUGAACUGUCGACUCGGUUCCCCAAUUCUCUUUACUCUCUAUAUUCUGUCCCCAGCUUCAGAACCCAGAAAGCAAAAGCGGCAUAUAAAGAGAAACAAGCCAUGGAUUAAAGCAACCAAAAGCCAACAAAAGCAACGCUUACACACCAAUUCUUUCUUUCUUUAUUCGUUCUUUCCCACUUCACUUUGCUUACUCCCUCCUCUGCCUAUGAUUCAACACGCAUUUAAUUUUCCGUUCUCCCGUCUCUCUCAUGGAUUUUCUUCUUCACACGCCCAACCCCAUAUCCAAAAUGAUAUCUUUCAUCACUCAGCUCACGCUCUUCUCAUUCCUCACCUUCGCCACAGCUCAAUCCAGCACUUGCAGAACCUCUUGUGGUGGAAUUCCCAUAAACUACCCUUUCGGCAUCGACGAUGGAUGUGGAAGCCCGUAUUACAGACACAUUCUGGUUUGCUCCGAUUCAGGAAAACUCGAGCUCAGAACCCCAUCUGGGAGAUACCCAGUUCGUAACUUGAGCUAUUCUGACCCUCACAUUCUGGUCUCAGAUCCACUCAUGUGGAGCUGUGAAGAUGGCGAGCAUUUUCGACCCACCAGGCCAUUUAGCUUAGACACAAGUACCCAUUUCAAGCUUUCCCCACAAAACGAGUACUUAUUCUUCAAUUGCAGUGAAGAUCGUGUGAUCAUGGAACCAAAGCCUAUAUUCUGUGAACAUUUCCCUGAGCAUUGUGAUUCUUCCUGUGAUAGUGCUAGCUAUCUUUGUAGGCACCUUCCUGGGUGUGCUUUUGCUUUGAGUGGGAGUUCUUGCUGCUCUUACUACCCAAAAGCUACUGAAUCUUUGAGGUUGAUGCUUAAGUACUGUACUAGUUAUACUAGUGUGUAUUGGAGAAACGUGGGUGCUCCUCAACCGUAUGAUCAAGUGCCCGAAUAUGGAAUCAGAGUUGAUUUCGAUAUACCAGUCACUACUAGAUGCCUUCAGUGUCAGGAUCCCAUGAAAGGAGGUGGAACUUGUGGGUUUGAUACACAGAACCAGAAUUUCUUGUGCCUAUGUAAGGAUGGAAAUUCCACUACCCAUUGCAAAGAUCAUGAUAUUGCCAGGCACAGUAAGAUGGUACAUGUGAUUGCAGGGACAGUUAGUGCGAUUUCAGCUGCAGGGGCAUUUGGAGUUGGAGCUGGAAUUUGGUACCUGAAGAAAGUGAGGACCAAAGCACCAGUAACUUGCGGAGUUCAAAGCAACGAGAAUAGGCUUUUCUGAAUAUGACCAGCCAAACGCUGAGAAUCAGACACUCACACCUUCUUUCUUUUUUAGUUUUUUGAUGGAGCUAUAUAUAUAUAUAUAUAUAUUUAUACUUCAGUUAUAUAGUGGCCUUUAUAAUGCUUCUUCUGGAGUUUCUUCCCUAUUUUUCCCACUUUCUGAUUGGCACCUCUGUUACUUUAAUGGUGGUGAUUGUAAUUUCUUUAUAUCUGUUGACUAUUGGAAACAAAAGGCUAUGCCGAACAAUAUGUUCUACACUUCUUCAUAUCAACAGCCUCUUCAUUUUCUCGAGAAAAACACAAGCAGCUGUCACAACUCACAGAACCAAGUCUUCUGCAAAGCAGGGGAUAUGGUUAUCAUAUUCAGCUUAUUAUUAUCCAGCUAGGUGGUACCUCAGGAGAAUUUUUUCAAAACCACUCUGAUGUACACCG
This is a messenger RNA of Prosopis cineraria, 1690 nucleotides long. RefSeq names its product LEAF RUST 10 DISEASE-RESISTANCE LOCUS RECEPTOR-LIKE PROTEIN KINASE-like 2.7. Lineage: Eukaryota; Viridiplantae; Streptophyta; Magnoliopsida; Fabales; Fabaceae. The record is from RefSeq and is a predicted model, not a curated record. The transcript has 3 exons. Gene Ontology annotation, molecular function: polysaccharide binding. Bases 261 to 1259 code for a protein of 332 amino acids.